UCUUCAUCCUCCAUCCGCCUCUCCUUCUGGCAGAUUCUGUGUGAAGCACGACAGAAGUGUCUCUCAACCGGCGUCGGGCUUCACAGCUGGCUGUGUUUCUCUGCGGGGGGGCUGUAGUCCGGCUGUUCGCUCCUCGCUGGAAGAGGGGGCGCGGUGUCGGAGCCACGUGUACCGGAACUGGAGGCUGACAGCUGGGCUGAGGAGGCGCUAGCCGCUAGCAGCUCGAUAAGCUCACUGCGGUGAACCGACAGCCACACCGGAGCCGCCUCACCGGGACCGCCGCUUUGCAGUCAUGGCUGUUUGGAGAAACCCGCUCUCUGCGUCUCUGCUCCUCUGCGUCCUGCUUCACACCGUCCAUGUGAACGCACGGCCGGCCAACAUGUCAUCGCUCAAAGAUAAGCCUCAAUCCAGCAAGGACGAAAAUGAGAUCCUCCCUCCGGACCACCUGAACGGGAUGAAGCUGGAGCGGGACGGACACCUCAACAAGGACUUCCAUCAGGAGGUUUUCCUCGGAAAAGAGUUGGAGGAGUUUGAAGAGGACUCCGAGCCCAGGAGGAACAGGAAGAAGCUGAUUGAAAUUUUCACCAAAGUUGACUUCAACAAUGACCAGAGCGUGAGCGCCAAGGAGAUGCAGCGCUGGAUCAUGGAGAAGACGGAGGAGCACUUCCAGGAGGCCACCAAGGAGAACAAGAACAGCUUCCGAGCCGUUGAUCCGGACGGCGACGGUCACGUCACGUGGGAUGAAUACAAAGUUAAAUUCCUGGCCAGCAAAGGUUUAAACGAAAAAGAAAUUGCAGAGAAAAUGAAGAAAAAUGAAGAUCUGAAACUGGAUGAGGAAACCCAGGAGGUGUUGGAAAGCCUGAAAGAUCGCUGGUUUCAGGCUGACAACCCUCCCGCUGACCAGCUGCUGAACGAGGAGGAGUUCCUGUCCUUCCUGCAUCCCGAGCACAGCAGAGGAAUGCUUAAGUACAUGGUGAAGGAGAUUGUGCGUGACUUGGACCAGGAUGGUGAUAAGAAGCUGACGCUGUCGGAGUUCAUCUCUCUGCCUGUGGGCACGGUGGAGAACCAGCAGGCUCAGGACAUCGACGACGACUGGGUCCGAGAGAGGAAGAAGGAGUUCCAGGAGGUUAUCGACGCCGACGCCGACGGCAUUGUGACCAUGGAGGAGCUGGAGGAGUACAUGGACCCCAUGAAUGAGCACAACGCUCUGAACGAGGCCAGGCAGAUGAUCGCCGUCGCCGACGAGAACCAGAACCGCAGCCUGGAGCUGGACGAGAUCCUCAAAUACAGCGAAUACUUCACAGGCAGCAAGCUGAUGGAUUACGCCAGAAACGUGCACGAGGAGUUCUGAGGAGCCGCCUGUCCUCCUUCCCUACACCUGCAGGGACAAAGCGUGGGAGGAGAAGGGCGUGCACGGUGUAAUAAGAUAUCCCAGUGUGCAGUUCUGUGUUUAAAAGCCUCGCGUCGAGCCCCUCUCUCGCCGCGGACGCCACUUAGCGCCCCCCUGCUUCAGCUCCGGACCGUCGCCAGUCAACACGCUCUGCCUCUGGACAGUCCGGACGUGAAAAUGUUUCCCAUCAAUCUGAGCAGAGCGGCAUCGAAUCCAAAUUCGUUUGUGUUUUUAUCGUGAAGCGUGUGUAUAUAUGAGAAGUUUUAGAUUCCGUUUUGACGAUGCAGAAGAACCCCGCGGCGACGUCCGGAGACUCGUCUGCUUCCAGUGUAAAUAUUUGUGCUCGUGUCUGAGAGAGGGAACACCUGAGGCCCAGUAAUUCUGCUGAAUAAUGCAACCCUUAAAGAGAGAUCUCGCACACACACACACACACACGCACGCACACACACAGUUACGUUUUACAUUCGUCAGCCGGGAAGUGAUUGUGUGCCGUCCGUCCGAUCACAGUAAUAAGGUUUAAAAGCCACUUUAUUAGCAUAAAAUAAGCCAACAUAGCUCAGAGUGUCUUUCAGGGUAAUUUAGCAGUGUGUCUGUUGUUAAAAUGUAGGGAAAUAUUAAUAUAUGAGAAAAAUGUGGGAUCGUUGACCAACUGAAGGAAAAUUCCAGGUGUUAUUAUUAAUAUUGUAGAGAAUUGCACCUUAAUAACAUUCAGCAGCUACCAACACUACUCACUGCAAGAGGUUUUUUGCUUUUAUUUUCAUGUUGGUGGAUUUAUUUAUUCAUCUGAUUGACUCCAUUCUAAAACGUCACAGGCGUACAGUCGUUUUCAACCUGGCAUCAUCAUCAUCCUCCUCAUCUUCGCAGGCUACUCUUUUGAAUGGCAUCAUCUAAUCCAAAUGCAUGUGCAGGCAGCAGGAGUCACAUAGAGCUUGAACCUGUGGAAACGUGCAGCAUCCCGCUGCAGCCGCUUCAAUCCUCGGUCCGAUUGUAACAUAAGAUUUAUGAUAAGAGAAUGUGACAGCUUUAUAAAACUGUACUGCAAAUAUAUCGGUAAACAAUAAAGAUUUCUAUCGAAUGA
This is a messenger RNA of Salarias fasciatus (jewelled blenny), 2468 nucleotides long. RefSeq names its product stromal cell derived factor 4 (gene sdf4). Gene Ontology annotation, biological process: calcium-ion regulated exocytosis. Gene Ontology annotation, cellular component: endoplasmic reticulum. Lineage: Eukaryota; Metazoa; Chordata; Actinopteri; Blenniiformes; Blenniidae. Gene Ontology annotation, molecular function: calcium ion binding. The coding region runs from base 293 to 1351 and encodes 352 amino acids. The record is from RefSeq and is a predicted model, not a curated record. The transcript has 7 exons.